This is a messenger RNA of Neolamprologus brichardi, 4893 nucleotides long. RefSeq names its product discs, large homolog 4a (Drosophila) (gene dlg4a). The record is from RefSeq and is a predicted model, not a curated record. Gene Ontology annotation, cellular component: basolateral plasma membrane; neuron projection; postsynaptic density membrane. Lineage: Eukaryota; Metazoa; Chordata; Actinopteri; Cichliformes; Cichlidae. Gene Ontology annotation, biological process: chemical synaptic transmission; postsynaptic neurotransmitter receptor diffusion trapping; embryo development. Gene Ontology annotation, molecular function: ionotropic glutamate receptor binding; protein kinase binding.
CCCUCCCUCAGUUCUUCCUCUCCAUCCUCGGCUGUUUCGCUGUCUUAUUCUCCGUUUCUCUUUUUCCCCUUUUCUUUCCACAGUGUGACCCCCCCCCUCUUUUUUUUGUUAAUCCCACCACCCCUGCCUUCCAUCUCCAUCCUCCCCUUUCUCCAUCUCUUUUUGUAUUCAUCCCAUCUUUUCUCUUUCUUUUCCACCGUUCCUUAGAUAGACUCACACCUUUCCUUUUCUCUGCUCUCUCUCCCUCUCUUUCUCUCUCUUAUACUAAAUUCUAAGACCACCCUCUCUCCUCUCUUCUCUUUUUUUCUCCUUUUGCUCACUCUCUCUAUUUCUCUGUGGCCCUCCCCCUCCCUUUUCAUGUUUCCCCCCUCCCUCCAUCCUCUCUUUCCCUCGCUGGUUCAGUUAGUCAAAGAAGAGAUUCACGGAAGGAGAGAAAAGGGGGGAAAGGCAGGACGAGAGUGAGAGCGCAGGAGUGGGGCAGGCUGGGGAGAGGGGUGUGGGGUCUCAGCCCUCUGUCGUGGGGGGUUGGGGGGGUUGAGAUACACCCCGAUAUUUGUUUUAAGUACCAUGGACUGCCUCUGCAUUGUGACUACAAAGAAGUACAGGUACCAGGAUGAGGAGACGCCCCCCUUGGAGCACAGUCCAGCACAUCUGGCUCAAGGGAAAAGUGCAGAGAUGCUUCAUAUGAGUGACAAAAACCUCGCCGCCAUGGAGGCGAUCCAUGGCUACACACCACACACGCAUAUCUCACCUGUCAAGCCUGUGUUGAUGUCUACGGGACACACUCCAAUGUACACCUCCGCUGUUUCCACACUGGGAAACACUCCUCCAGUGGUCGUGAACACUGACACACUCGAUGGCUCCCCAUAUGUGAAUGGGACAGAAGGUGAAAUCGAGUAUGAGGAAAUCACACUGGAGAGAGGUAACUCAGGCCUGGGCUUUAGCAUAGCAGGGGGAACAGACAACCCUCACGUGGGCGAUGACCCCAGCAUCUUCAUCACCAAAAUCAUACCUGGAGGAGCUGCUGCUCAGGAUGGACGGCUGAGUGUGAACGACUGCAUCCUAUUUGUGAAUGAUGUGGACGUGAGGGAGGUGACACAUAGCCAAGCUGUGGAGGCUCUUAAGGAGGCAGGUGCUAUCGUCCGCCUCUACGUUCUCCGCAGAAAACCAGCAGCGGAAAAAGUCACUGAAAUCAAGCUCAUCAAAGGGCCUAAAGGAUUAGGUUUCAGCAUUGCUGGAGGGGUGGGGAACCAGCACAUACCAGGAGAUAACAGCAUCUAUGUCACUAAGAUCAUUGAAGGCGGAGCAGCUCAUAAAGAUGGGCGUCUGCAGAUUGGGGACAAGAUCUUAGCGGUGAACAACGUGUGUCUGGAGGAUGUGAUGCACGAGGAUGCGGUGGGGGCUCUGAAGAACACAGCCGAGGUGGUGUACCUCAGGGUGGCCAAGCCCAACAACCUGUUCCUGACCAACUCGUACAACCCUCCUGACCUCACCAGCACAUAUUCCCAUAUGGAUACUGAACUUAGCCACCCAAACUAUCUCGGAUCUGAUUACCCGCAAGCCCUCACUCCCACCUCACCGAGUCGGUUUUCUCCUGUUCUACAUGGCAUGAUGGGAGAUGAUGAUAUUCCCAGAGAGCCUCGUCGAGUUUUGAUCCACCGAGGCUCCACAGGUUUGGGAUUUAACAUCGUCGGAGGAGAGGACGGCGAGGGGAUCUUUAUCUCCUUCAUCCUGGCAGGCGGUCCAGCUGAUCUCAGCGGAGAGCUGCACAAAGGGGAUCAGAUCCUCAGUGUAAACGGCGUGGACCUGCGUAUGGCCACGCACGAACAGGCAGCUGCAGCACUGAAGAACGCUGGCCAGACAGUUACCAUCAUCGCGCAGUACCGACCCGAUGAGUACAGUCGUUUUGAGGCUAAGAUCCAUGACUUGAGGGAACAGCUGAUGAACAGCAGCAUGGGCUCUGGGACGACAACCCUAAGGAGUAAUCCAAAGAGAGGCUUCUACAUCAGGGCUCUUUUUGACUAUGAUAAAACUGCCGACUGUGGCUUUCUCAGUCAAGCACUUGGGUUCAAGUUUGGAGACGUGCUGCACGUGUUGGACUGCGGAGAUGAAGAGUGGUGGCAGGCCCGUAAGGUCAGCCCGCAGAAUGAGGCUGAAGAGGUUGGCUUCAUCCCCAGCAAGCACAGGGUGGAAAGAAAAGAGUGGUCUCGUGUUAACACCAAAGAGAGGGACCUUGGUCGGGACAGCUUGAGCACACAAGGGAGAGAUAAAGCCUCACACAGUUAUGAGACAGUUACCCAAGUGGAAGUACAUUAUGCAAGGCCCAUCAUCAUUCUGGGUCCUGUGAAGGACAGGAUAAAUGAUGACCUGUUGUCUGAGUUCCCCGAUAAGUUUGGAUCUUGUGUCCCACACACCACGCGGCCCAAGAGGGAGUAUGAGGUGGACGGGCGAGACUAUCACUUUGUGUCCUCCAGGGAACAGAUGGAGAAGGACAUCCAGAGCCAUCGGUUCAUUGAGGCCGGACAGUACAACAGUCACCUGUACGGCACGAGUGUCCAGAGUGUCCGUGAGGUGGCUGAGCAGCAGGGGAAACACUGCAUCCUGGAUGUCUCAGCCAACGCUGUGCGCAGACUACAAGCAGCUCAGCUUCACCCAAUUGCCAUCUUUGUGCGGCCCAAGUCGCUGGAGAAUGUCCUAGAAAUCAACACUCGCCUGACAGAGGAGCAGGCCAGGAAAGGAAUGGACCGAGCCCUCAAACUAGAACAAGACUUCCUAGAGUGUUUUACCGCUGUCGUGGAAGGGGACAGCUUUGAAGAGGUCUAUCACAAAGUAAAGACAGUGAUUGAGGAGCAAUCAGGGCCUUACAUCUGGAUCCCCACUCGGGAGAGGCUGUGAUGCUGCACCCGCUCGACCACCCCUCCCUCACAGCCACCGAUCGACCGCCACCCUUCACCCUCACAGCCAAGCCAGCCUCGCCUGCCUGCCUGUCUGUCCUCCAGCAAAGUCAGUGCUUAGGCAAUCACUGAGAAUGACACAGAGAGAUAAACGCAUACUAAGACAAAACACAGCGACACCGCGAGGCAAAGAACGAUACCAAAAAAUAAAAAAUAAAAAGGAGAGAGACUCUGACACAGAUGUAAAUGCAGCGAUGUAUAAAGAGACUGAGAGAAAAGACUAAACCAGUAUCCCACUAUAACGAAGCCGACCCAGUUCACACUUUGCAUUAAAAUGCAUCUCGGAUACACGAGUGGACAGCUCUAGAUGCAGCUGUGACUGCACCCUAAACUGGGUGCUGGUGGGGGUGGGGGGGGGAUGCAAAUAUCCAAAUCACAGUUAAUAACUUGUGUAUAUGUAAUGUGUUUAACCUGUGUUUGGAUACAGGUGCACUUUCCCACCAGAUAGGGAGCAAAUGAAGUGACUAUUUCAGGCGGAUUUCAGUUGCAUUUUGAUGCCGGGUGUGAACUGCAGCCCACGUCACCUGGAGCUCAACACAGCAGUCUAGAUGUAUGUGGACAUGAGACAUUAAUUCUGAGCAGGGCUCGAAAGAAAAUAAAGGAUGACCUUGCAGAGAUGGACCCUGAGGUGCUAUCGCCUCACCUACAGAGCCAUCUCGAGUCUCAUGCCGACAUUGAACACCUCAGUGCACCGAUGUCUCAGAUGGAGGUCCCCCCUCACUUUAAAAACAAACAACAAAAGACAGUGGCCACUCUUUUUAUAUCACCUCCUGGCUUUCUGUCCUCCUCGUCCUGCCACCUCUGCCUUGUUUCAGGACAGGAACGGGGAAGACCGAGAACAGGGGCCCAGAUCCAGCUGAGUCCCACGUGACCAGGAGUCCUUUCUCAGCAAAGACCCGCUUUUUUUUUUUUUCUUUUUCUUUUUCUUUUUUCUUUUUGUGAUUCUCAUCUUGGUUCUGGGUGUGAACUCAGAAUAACACCUCAGUGGCCAAGACUGACGUUUGUUCGGGUCACCCCAUGUUGAAUAUUGCAAGGCAUUAUUUAAAGGCAGUUCAAAUAAUUAUAUUGCUAAAAACCUCAUACGCUGAAUUUCUGCAUGCAUCCUCAAAGACAACGGAGAGAGAAGAGAAAAACAAAGGAAGAAAAUCAUGAUAAUAAUCUAAAGGAAGGAGAAAAAAGUGAAGGAGUUUGUUUUUUUUAGCAUGUCUCAAGAAGAGAAGAGAGACAUGAUCAUGUGAUUAUGUUUAUGAGAGGCCAGUGCUGAGCAUACUAGAUGCUCUGGCGUGUAGUUUAGCCUCAACUCUCUUAUGCACACAAACACACUCAUGCACCCACACACACACACCCUCACUCCCUUACAGCGGCACACACACACACAACCGCACACACACAGACACACAAUCAUAGGGUCGUAAACUCAGCUGUAACCUAGCACACCUCUACAGGCGGAUUGGCUGUUCUGACCUGCUAGUCAGCAUCCAGGAUGAAUGUUAUCUCUCUAGGCACAAACAGCAGAGCUCUUAGCUUCAUCGCACCACAGCAAACUCAUCGGUCAUUCUUCCAAAAGAUACCCCCCCUUCCCCUGCCGCAGACGUACACACCGUCUCCAGUGGUCGCAGUUAAAAGCCAUGGCGUAUGUGUGUGUGUAAGUGUGUGUGUCUGCGUGUGCACGGUGGUGCUCGUUCAUGUGCGGGGACUCCUCUGUGUGGGAGGAAUAUGUCCUUUAAUCCUUUCUCUCUCUUCCAGUUUUCCCUGCUUCUUUCUCCUUCUCGUGUCCACACAAAUUAAAGCUAAGUCAUGUUUAACAAAUAAAUAGCCUAUAUAUAUAAAUAUAUAUAUAUGCAUAUAUAUCUUUUUUAUGACAAUUUCUAACGGGAUUAAGUCUGUAAAAAAAUUAACAUUUCCAAAUGAUAUUCCAUUGAUUUUUUUUUUUUUUUUU